Messenger RNA from Drosophila obscura, 1227 nucleotides. RefSeq lists its product as uncharacterized. The coding region runs from base 66 to 944 and encodes 292 amino acids. NCBI's taxonomy places the organism in Eukaryota, Metazoa, Arthropoda, Insecta, Diptera, Drosophilidae. The transcript has a single exon. The record is from RefSeq and is a predicted model, not a curated record.
UUACUGAUAUAAACGAUCGGAUUUUUGUGUUUCUUGUUCUGUCAUUAGAUAACAAAUAACAGGAAAUGGAUGUUCCACUUGUCGAGACCUGCGCCACCGACAACAAUUCCGAUGCGUGGCUGAUAUGGGUGCCUGCAGGAAUGGGCUCCAAAGGAGAAAAACUUUGCUUGGAUCCACCGCGAAUUAUGGCAUUUCAUUUCUUUGCUAACCAGCACAGAGAUGGUCUCCACAAGUGGAUUAAAUUAAUGUGCAAACUGGCCCAGGAGUAUGCUGGACGGAUCAUGUUCGGUGUGCGGGACAUAAAGAGCAUCGGCCAUUUGAGUGACAAUCUGAAUGCGAAUGACUUUGGCAGCUAUCGUCCAGGCAUGCCGCCUCUUAUCUUUGCUGAGGAUAAGAAGCAUCACGUCUAUCAAAUGAACAGUCUGGUAAGCCACAGGAAUUUGAAGAAAUUUUGCGAGAAGCUGCUGCAGCAGCAGCUAUUCCAGGCGGUUGUUCUGGCGCCCACAAUCGAAUUGGAUGCUCCGCCACAGAACUACUUUGAUGUGGAAGAUCAGAUGGAUGGAGAUUACCUUGUAAUCGUGUACGAUCCUGCCUGCUACAACUGGCCCAUUCAGUUGAAAAUGCUGCGGAAAUUGGCCCGGCUGCUGGCCAACGAAGCUGUCCAUGUGGUGAUCAUCAAUAGGGCGCACAACCAUUUGGGCGUGGUAUUCCACAAAGUGUUGCAGGAUGUAAACUGUCAUGGGGUUAAAAUAGUCAGCAGUCCACGUGUGAAUGGCUAUAACUUUAAGAUACACCCGAGGCUGCACAGUACACGUGGAUAUCUGCGCUACAUUGCCCAGGGUAGGCAGCCAGAGUUGAUCGACUACGAUGCCAAUGGCGAAUCUAGGGCGGCCGAGCAGGCAUUGCCGUACAUUCAAUGUCUAUUUGCAGUUGAAAGCAAUUAAAGUACUCGAACGGUUUACCAUUCCCAUAACGUGUAGGUUUAUUUUGCAUAGAUUUUGCGUAGUGUAUUCAAAAUUUAACUGAAUUGUUGGCAUCUCUGGGCUGGACAUGUAUCAUGACUUUGAUGGCCCCACCAAGGCCGUGGCGGGAGGUCUCAAAGGCCUUUGCCGUCUCCGUGAUGUCAAAGUGAUGCGUGACCAGACGCUUGACAUUCACUUUGCCGGAUGCCACCAGAGCCAGAGCGGCCGCAUAGCUGUAAGCGCAUAAUAAACACUCAAUUUAUAA